This is a messenger RNA of Cryptomeria japonica (Japanese cedar), 390 nucleotides long. Its product is annotated as auxin-responsive protein IAA13-like. Lineage: Eukaryota; Viridiplantae; Streptophyta; Pinopsida; Cupressales; Cupressaceae. Gene Ontology annotation, cellular component: nucleus. Gene Ontology annotation, molecular function: protein binding. The transcript has 4 exons. The record is from RefSeq and is a predicted model, not a curated record. Bases 1 to 390 code for a protein of 129 amino acids. Gene Ontology annotation, biological process: regulation of DNA-templated transcription.
AUGGAUGGCAUUCCCAUUGGUAGGAAAGUAGAUCUGAAUGCACAGGACAAAUACAACAGUCUGCCCCUGACAGUGGAGGAUAUGUUUCAACAUAAGAGUUUUUAUUUUAAAAAUACAGUGAAAGACAAGCACUCAAAUUCAACCCAUUGGCGGCUUCUAGAUUCUGCAUCUGAUUACUUAUUGACCUACGUGGACAAGGAUGGAGAUUGGAUGCUGUUGGGCGAUGCUCCAUGGGAAAACUUUGUCGAGUCUGUGAAACGUCUAAGGAUCUCACAUUCUACCAUUAAUGGAUCUUCAUCUGAGUUGGUUGGAGCCAAAGAUUAUAAGAAGAUGAAUUAUAGAACCAGACAAUUUAUAGAUUUUGUAAUUCCCAAAGGCUCUAAAACUUAA